Messenger RNA from Phyllostomus discolor (pale spear-nosed bat), 992 nucleotides. RefSeq lists its product as uncharacterized. NCBI's taxonomy places the organism in Eukaryota, Metazoa, Chordata, Mammalia, Chiroptera, Phyllostomidae. The transcript is spliced from 4 exons. The record is from RefSeq and is a predicted model, not a curated record. The coding region runs from base 40 to 705 and encodes 221 amino acids.
CAUUCUGUCCACUCCCUUGUGCUCUCUUCAGAUUUGGACAUGGCUCGGGAGCCCAGCCCCGGCCCGGUCCGGCCAGGCCAAAAGAGACGGUGGGAACCAGUCACCCCCUGCAGCAGUAACUGUGACCUGGACUACAAGCUGUACAGGGAGGAUGUUCCCCACAGGGUGUGUGAAUACCAGCGGGUCCCUCCGCUCAUCAACCAUACGUCUGUCAAGAUCAGGAGGACUCACACAGGAAUGGGGGUCAAGAGAAGUCUCAGUCCCCACAAGGCCCCCAGGAAGAGCCACGUGCCCCCAGGACAGAAAAGGAGUGAGCGAAGGGGUGCAGCCCUCAUCUGCACGGCUAGGGAGGGGCUGGGCCUCCGGGGCCUGGUGGAAACCCUGACUCCGGGCCCUCUAGCAGCAGGCCAGCUGGAGGGGCUGCACUCCAUCAGGGCAGAGCUGAGCCGGAUCAAAGCCCAGGUGGACCGCCUGCUGGAGCACCUGGAGCACACGGACCAGCUGCCAGGGACAGAGGAUGAAGAGAACAGGGUCCCUGGAAUUAAGGGUUCCUCGCGCAGCACCACUGAACCCCAGCAGGAGCCCAGGGCCCAUCCGGAGGCAGGCAGCCCCCAGGACAGCAGAGACCCAGAGGCGGCAGUGAGUGGCCUGGCACCUCCCCCAUCCUCACCCUCCUUGUGUUUGGGUCCUGAGGCCUCUCUGUGAGCAAGGGAGGGACCAGGGUUUGUGUGGGAGCCCGGAGGGGUGGAUGGGGCAUCACCCGCCACCAGCAAUGCCCAGAAUACGGCCUGUGCCCUGCUCCUCCUGACUCAGGCUUGGUUGGUCAGCUGGGCCACUUGUGGGCUGAAAUGCCAUCUCCUCCUAGAAGAGGGGCGUAGGCUUUGAGUAUUGUAGAGGAAAUGUCACGGGCAUGCCUCACAGUCCCAGUCCCAUGGCCUGAGAACCACCUGGUAAGCUUGUUAAAACCCCAAUGUCUGCCCUUUUCCCGAGCC